GAGCGGGAGGGGGCCGGGCGGCGCGUGCGCAGUGGGCGCGGAGAUGGCGGAGGCCCGGUACCGGCCGGCCCCGUUGGCCUCCCUGCCCGCCACCCUCGACCCGGCCGAGUACAACGUCAGCCCCGAGGAUCGCCGCCUGCAGGCCCGCCGCCUGGCCAUCCGGGCCCGCCUCAAGCGACAGUACCUGCUGCAGUACGACAACCCCCAUCGCCGCGCCCUCAUCGAUGACCCCGCGCUCUACCGCUGGACCUACGCCCGCUCCACCAAUGUCUAUCCCAAUUUCAAGCCCACCCCCAAGACCUCCCUGCUGGGGGCCAUAGCGGGCAUCGGCCCCCUCUUCUUCUGGUAUUACAUCUUUAAAACCGACAGGGAUAAAAAGGAGAAGCUGAUCCAGGAAGGCAAGUUGAAGCGCCCGCUGAGCCUCCUUUCCUGAAACGGCGCACGGACGGACGGCGGGGCUUCUGGAGAAAUAAAUGUGAUUUUCCUCUUUA
Ornithorhynchus anatinus (platypus) is the source of this 491-nucleotide messenger RNA. RefSeq names its product NADH:ubiquinone oxidoreductase subunit B4 (gene NDUFB4). Gene Ontology annotation, cellular component: mitochondrion. The coding region runs from base 44 to 433 and encodes 129 amino acids. The record is from RefSeq and is a predicted model, not a curated record. The transcript is spliced from 3 exons. NCBI's taxonomy places the organism in Eukaryota, Metazoa, Chordata, Mammalia, Monotremata, Ornithorhynchidae.